AUGGUCUCCGUUUCAAAAUUAGUACAGGUGUUAUCUCGCCUCGUUGUUAACCCUCAACCAAUGUUUACAGCGAGACACGCACAAGUCUUGUUGAGAUCUAUCCCUUGUUUUUCACUGAAUGAACGAACUCGUGAGGAUACGCUAAAUAUGAUGAAACUCGUUUCUCGUUGUCCUCACGCAUCUGAAAUAUUUGCACAACAAUCUCAAAUAUGUGAAAGAAUUCUAACUACAUUCUUUGUGGAACGCUAUAUGGAUGAUAAUGAAAUUGAAGAGGCCUUACGAGAAGUUAUUCGCGUGGUAAGUGUAAACACCAACUUAUCCAUUGCACACUUACUGACAAUGAUAAGAAGACUCUCGUAUAAAUCGGUUCAGAUGAAUGGUAGUAGAAAAGAAGUAACAUCUGCAAUGGAACGAGAUGAGGCACUUGCAAAUAAUUUAUUACUUCGAGUUAUAAACGUAAUGCCUAAAAAUGGGGCACAAUUACGUGAAAACGGAAGUAAUAAUUUUUUAUCACAGAAAGAAAUGCAUAAAAGACGAGGGACAGCCUUUGAAAAACCUGAAUUACUAUUCUUAAUAUCUACAUUACGACACAUCACGGCAACACGCAUAGUCAAUCUGAAGGAUAGUGAUAAAAGUAUACAAGAACAACAACAACAACAACAACAAGUCCAUACAUUACUCCCAUCAACUGUAGUGGAAUCGGUAUUACAGUGUAUAGAGACACUUCCCAUGAUAAGAUAUGAUAAUAAUGUGCCACUGCGUGAGGAUGAUUGGGUACUUAUUGUUUAUCUUAUAGCUUGUAAUGAACCCAAACUACAUGAACUUGGAAGACGAUUAUGGUUACAAAAUAUAUCGCAGUUGGAUUUAAAGAAAAUGAAUAGUUAUACUAGAAUUCCUUUUGCAAAUAUGCUUUCAAAAUUUCUUUUGGGUUUAAGAGGUAAUACAAAACGGAAUGCUUUGAUAUUAUGGAUUGAUAUUGUUACAAGACCAGAUACAUUAAUGAUGAUGAAAUCAAAACAAAUUCAUUAUCUUGUUCUUGAUAUAACUAUCUGUACUCAAACUCCUAUGAAUGAUGAAAAUGGAGUUCAUAAAAGUUUAAUUGAGGGUGGUUUACGUGCAGUCAAUACAUUGGAAUCUAUUGCACCUGCAGUUGCUGUUCAUACACGUUUAAUGUUUACAAGAGUUUGUCCAUUAUUACAGACUCCAGAAGAGUUAAUAAAAACAACAAAGCAAUUGAAUGAAAUUCUUAUAGCCCGUGAAAAACCAGGUCCUAAUUUAAUUCGUGAAGUUUCAGAUUUUUUGCGGUAUGUGCGAAGAAAAGAUCAAGUAGAUAAUAAAACAUAUUUUGCUGUUAUUAUAUCAUUAGCAGAAUAUGUAUUAGAUUUACUAGAACGAUCACCUUCACUGGAUCAAGAUUAUACUACAGCAUUAUUACCCGCCUUUACCACCUUUGCCUCAACACUUCGUAGUCUAGAAGUGAUGGAAUCCAUAUCUACAGAAAAAGAAAAAGAAAAAGAAAAAGAAAAAGUGGAUAAAAAAGAGACUUUUAAUUUGUUAAGAAAUUUACUUGAGAAAAUUUCUGAUGCCUUCCUGCGUCAUCAUACUUUACAAUCCGAAACGUCUCUUAUUUCUAUUUUAUUACAAAUCAUGGAAUUACUUGGUUUUGCCUCUAAUACACAGUAUACCACAGCCGUGCGUGAACUUGUUAUUAGUGCUUUCCGUGCGGCGCCAAGUAAAAAAGAAGACGAUCCCUUCAUCAACAGUGCACAGAAUUGUUAUGAUUUGUUAUUACGAUCUAUUCACUUUCAUGUAGUAGAUGCUGAAGUAUUAUCGGCCGCCUUUACGGCAGUGCGGCACUGCACAGAUGCAACGGCAUUACGAAAUAUGUCUUGGGAACAGCGGGCAUUAAUGUUGGAUCGUGCCGCUGCUGUUUAUCGUGAUAUUUCUCAUCUCCUCCCUACCGUGAAGGAGGCUAGACGAUUGGCCAAACACAUGUUAAGUGUGGCUGCGGUAGUGGCCUCGGAGAAGGUGCCAACCCGCACCCCGCGUCCACAUUUGGAGAAAUCACAAGAAGAAGUGGAGAGAAAAUUUAUGCGUCGCUGUGCACAGACGAUGUGGAGUUUAGUUCUGCGUGUGAGCCUCACACCAAUCCCACGAACACCGGUGGAUCACUAUUUAACACCACUCUUACGAUUUGCGAGUAGACAUUGGGUAGCGGCGGAACUGAUCUCGGGUAAGAAGAAAUCCAAAGAAAAAGAAGAAAAGGUUUUAUUAGAUGGAGAGUUAAGUCAAGAAAUUAUGGAUGUUAUGCUUCCAGUACUUCAUCAAGUCAUGGUAACCGUCUUUACAGAUAGGGCAACAUUUUUUGCCAAUAUUCGUCGUAAUAGACUUAUUCUUGAAACAGCGUGUGAAAUACUUCAUCGGAAUCGUCAUUACAUUGCUCCUUCUGUGUGGUUAAAUGUGCAGCGAACUAUUUUAUAUAUGCCACCACCCCACUCCUCUCUACACACUGCCGUUAUGCGUCUUUCAUUAAAAAAUGCGUUACUUCACAUAAAGACAUGUGGUGAUGCUACUACCGUAAUUGAUCCCAAAGGGAUUGCGGAUAUGUUUAGUUUUUCUGAUCUCAUUGAUGAUGUGGAGCUGCGUGUGUACCUUAUUACACUUGCGGAAGAACAAUUGGAAAAGAUGGAGGAGGGUAGAUUAUUAAAGGAUGGGGAAAAUACAACAGAACCUACCUCUGAAGAGAAGGCAUUGUUAAUUGGCUUUAAUAAAAUAUUGUCAACCCUACGACGAGGGUCGGUGUUAUAUUACUAA
This is a messenger RNA of Trypanosoma theileri, 2814 nucleotides long. RefSeq lists its product as uncharacterized. The coding region runs from base 1 to 2814 and encodes 937 amino acids. The record is from RefSeq and is a predicted model, not a curated record. The transcript has a single exon. Lineage: Eukaryota; Euglenozoa; Kinetoplastea; Trypanosomatida; Trypanosomatidae.